Messenger RNA from Saccostrea cuccullata (small rock oyster), 2818 nucleotides. RefSeq lists its product as uncharacterized. Gene Ontology annotation, biological process: regulation of glutamate receptor signaling pathway; regulation of postsynaptic membrane neurotransmitter receptor levels. Bases 125 to 1336 code for a protein of 403 amino acids. The record is from RefSeq and is a predicted model, not a curated record. The transcript has 9 exons. NCBI's taxonomy places the organism in Eukaryota, Metazoa, Mollusca, Bivalvia, Ostreida, Ostreidae.
GUGUAGCCAUUGAGGUUAAAUGCUUUGAGUGAGGACUAAUUUCACACAUUUCAAAAGAUGAGCGUUGCCAGGAAAGAAUCAAAUUGAUUACUCCAAGACAACAAGAAGGAAAAGGAAGAAAGAUAUGUAUUUUCUAGGUGCUGCUGUUUACACAUCAAUUCUGAUUCAUGGCUUUUUAAAUAUAUUAUCUGUGUUUUGUGGUACAGAGGACAUAAAAGUAUGUCCAUCAGCUAGUACACUUAUCGAUGGUAUGGAAAUGAGUCAUUCCGACAGAAAGCCGGAAGAAAUAUGUGGUGUUCCAUAUCAGGAUGUGCAAAUUUUCAGAAUUUCCAGUGACCUUAAAGAACCACGACAUGAACAGUUGGUCUUAAGCAUACCAGAAGAAGUCACACGACUGAUCAUCACAUUCAAUGGAGUUGUGCUUGCUGUCGGAGUCCAGGGUUCUAAAUCCAGUCUUCUGUCCUGUUCGGAACACCACGACACGCUUCUUAUUACGUCAUCUGGAAAUAAACAAGCCUGUGUCCACGUCCUGCUAAAGCUGAAAGUCCAUGCUCAAAAUGUUGGAAGUAUUUGGAUAAACAGGACAGGAAAAGUGGAAGGAAGGCAAAUUAAACUACACAAUAAUGAGAAGCAACGAUCAUCAAUCAGAGGGAAGAGAAGUAAUCCUAGAAACUCUACAAAAAUGGAAUACAAAAGCGUUUCCGCCAAAAUGACAGAAAUAUCCGAAUGUGGGAAGACAAGAAGUUGCUUUAGGUAUCAUUCAUCUGACAGUGAAUGUGGUCACAUGAAAUGUACAUAUUUUCUGAGCUAUUCUUACAAACACCAAGUCCAAGAUAUGGAGUAUGAAUUUGAUUUUGAAUUAAGUGGUAGAACUUCUGGCUGGUUGGCUGUUGGAUUUUCUUCUGACAAACAAAUGAUGGGGGACGCAUUGGCUUGUAAGACGAAUGGUGAUCACAAAGAUCCUGUUGUGCAAUCCUAUAAAAUCCCGAUGAGGCAGGCGCGUCCCAAACUCAGGGAGGGAUUCAAAUCAAAUCUCACAGUUGCUGUCAAACAGAACGACUUUAUGUACUGCAGAUUCUUGUUCCGGGGUGGACAAGGCGACAUGAUGGAUCUAACCAAUGAUUGGUUCCAGUUAUAUGGGCGUGGCCCAGUGUCAUACGACGGAGAUUUGUUAAUACAUGACGAGAUUCCUCUGAUAUCAGAUUUCAAGAUCAGCUUAAUCAAAAGUGUCAACAAGAUGAACGUGUACACCAGCAAAGGAUCUUUCGUCACUUCCGCCUACCUCUGGUUCUCAUGGACAAUGUUCACCUAUAUGUUAGUUAAUUUUCUUAAUUGAUUUCUUCAUUAAUCUUGGUUUGCAUUGUCUAAUACACAUAAGAUAUACAAUAACAAUACAGAAAGCUUGUCUAUUAAUUUUUGUUUAGAAUAAUAUAUUUGUCGUGUUCUAAAUUUUGAAUUUACCGAGUAGGACUAAAUACAAAAUUUAGUACAUCACAUGUUGAUCUUGUAAUUUAGUAUAAGAAUAAUGGAAACAAUGUUAGUUCUUUUAAAUAUACAUGUUUAAGUUUUGUGUGUGGGUAAAUGAAAUGUUUAUUUCUUAAUAGAUCGAGAAAAUUAAGUAUAGAUUUUGUCAUUACCUAGCUGUAUUUAAUAAAUACAAACGUAAUUUCAAUUCAUGGGGUUGUUGUAUUGGUAAAAAAAAAAAAUUACAUUGCUUUCACAUCGUUCUUUAACCAUAUCCAUUAUAAAGUUUGUUUCUAUGAUACAGAGCUGUUGUUUGAUGACUGUAUAUAUAUACAUGUAUGUUAUUAGUGUUAUGUUUUUCAUAGUCAUUUGUGAAAGCAUACUGGUCAGUAAAUCUAUCAGCAUUGGUGACAAUGAAAUUAUUACAUUGUAUUAUAUAUUUCUUUUUUUGUGUGUGUAAAUCAAAAACAAUUUCAAACGUACAAUUAAGACGGUGAUUUUUGUGUGUCAAAUUUUGCUUAAUGACUGUUCAACUUCAUUUCUAUGAUUUCAACUAAACUUUAUUAAACUAUUUUAUUAAAAUAUUAAAUUUAUUAAACUAUUUUGUAUCAUUUAUAUCAGCGGACAUUUUCAUAUUGCAAAAAUGAACAUGUAAUUUAAUUUAGAUUGACAAUUUGCAAUACAGUGAAUAAUAUCGCUGUAUGUUGCAAUCCAAAACUUCCAAUACUCACAGAACCUUUCUUUAAUUAUUCCAAAAAAUAAUGGAAAGCAAGAAAUCACAUGCCAUUAUUGUCGUGGUCAAAUUCUGUUGAAUGUCACCUUUUUUAAAACACAAAAAUUAUUUUUUUAAUUGUUAGUCUGGGAAUUAAGUACAAAUAUUUCAUGUAAGCUGCAUAAUGAAUUCCUGUACUAGCAAAGCAAGAAAUUAAAGACAUUUUAUUGUUUAAUGUAUGUCUGUUUUGGAAAAAAUAAAAUACGUUUAGAAACGUUAAAUAUUGUAUUAUUAAUGUGUAGGUCACUGUACAUGUAUGUCUCAUUUGUACAUACCGGUAUGUAUGUUUCAUUUAUGGAAAAGGCAUUGCUCAAGAAAUAUUCGGUGGCAUGCAACUGUGUGCCGGCGAUAAAGAAAUGAUCAAUGACUGUAGUUAUUUAAUGAAAUGAAGAAAAUAAUAUAAAGUUGAUGUACAUAUCAUUAAAUAUAAAAAUUCAAUUAUCUACAUCGAUGGUGAUAAAAGGAAAGAAAAUGAAAAUAUCCGCCUGUUUGUUACACAUUCUUCUUAAAAUCGAAGUCUGCGUUUUAAAGGAUGUUUUAAUGUUUUUUCUAUAUUAUCUGUAAUUUCUUCCGUUGUGUCAA